Messenger RNA from Neoarthrinium moseri, 1005 nucleotides. RefSeq lists its product as uncharacterized. The record is from RefSeq and is a predicted model, not a curated record. Bases 1 to 1005 code for a protein of 334 amino acids. The transcript has 3 exons. Lineage: Eukaryota; Fungi; Ascomycota; Sordariomycetes; Amphisphaeriales; Apiosporaceae.
AUGCCAUCUCCCCCGGCGCCGCCUACUUCUCCUGCCCCAUCUAUAUUCGCUGGCGGCGUUGAGUCUGAUUGUUGCGCUGUUUCAGGGCCUGGAAGGCCUGUGGAUGUAGAUGUUGAGAAUUCCGGCCCAGAGGUUGUUUCUGUUGAUGUAAGCAUCGAUGUGCUGCUACUACCAUCUGAUGACAUUACAUCGGAUGAAGAUAUUGAACUUGGCGAUGUCCCCUCAGAAGGUAGUGGUGAUGUGCUACUUGAGCUAGAUAAAGUAGUCGUUGUCGGAGGCUCACCCGUUGUCACAGUCGUCUGUGAGACACUGCCUGUGUCUGAGGAGCCACUUGGUCCUGAACUCGGCGGUGAAGUUAAAGAAGACGUUGAGCCGCUAGAAUUUAUGGUACUGCUGGUGAUUGAUACAGUCGACUCGGUGCCAGGCACUGUGCUGGAUGAGGUUGGUACUGUCGACGUCGAUCCAAUUGUUGACGUGCUAGAUGGCAGUGUCUGCGUGUAUGACCCUGUCGGACUCGGAGAAGUAUCGCAGAUUGUGGUUGUUAUAGUGAUAGUGGCUGUUGCAUUGGGUGCAAUAGUGACCGAGGUGAAAAUCGUUAUGAAUAUCGUGCUUGUCACUGUAGGUGUGGAGGUCACGCUUAUUGUCGUUGUGGAUUGCGUCGUUUCAGACGUGAACCAAGUUGAAGGGAUCACGAAUGCCCCAGCUCUCUUGAAAGCGUAUCCUACUGAAGAAGCGGAGAGAGGACCCAAAGGCAAAUUUCCGCCAGUAGUUCGAGCAGAGCCCUCGGUGGCGCAUAAAGGCUGGUUACGUUUGAUGGUCGCAAAACAGGAUGUGACUGUCGUGUUCAAUGUAAGUGUUUCGUUUUCUGGGCUGAUGAAAGUCAUGGUCUCCGUAACGGUCGACGAGAAGAUCUCAGUGACCGUGGGCCUAAUGACAGUCGUUGUUUGUGUUAUGUUCAUUCCAGGAACACUAAUGGUGGGACUGCGUCUGUUAGGGAUGAUCUAA